Molecule: messenger RNA, 2091 nt
Organism: Daldinia childiae
Lineage: Eukaryota; Fungi; Ascomycota; Sordariomycetes; Xylariales; Hypoxylaceae
Product: Transcriptional regulatory protein PHO23
Exons: 3
Coding region: 1-2091 (696 amino acids)
Biological process (GO): regulation of DNA-templated transcription
Cellular component (GO): Rpd3L-Expanded complex; nucleus; Rpd3L complex
Source: RefSeq, a predicted model, not a curated record
AUGAAGACUGCGAAGCUACCUCAAGCGGACGCUGGUCCCUCCUCAAAUAGAAGAGCUCAACCUGUUCGCCAAACCCGAGCAAAUCCCCCGCGAACGUCGUCUGGUAUAGCCCGCACUUUCGCUGGCAGAGAUUCGCUCGGAGGCGGCCAUAGUCACGAUCAACCUAUCGAGGUUUUCCCCGCAAUUACAUACUUCACCGAUUCUAUAACGUCGCUCCCUAAAGAUCUCGUCCGACAUUUCACCCUUUUAAAAGAAGUCGACGCAAAGAUAUUUGCUCCCGAAGAAACCCUCUUCCAACUUGUCGACGCCGUUCUCAAGUCGAGCCCCUCCGAACCUAGGAACACUAAUGAUGCAUCCGGUAGCAUCGUCACCGCCUCGACGCCAAUGAGCGCCCAGAAUAGCUCAAGCGGGUUCGCUGCGAAUGGCAAUACUAGAUCGAUCGACGAUAACUACAGCUCUACGGUAUUUAACCCGAGUAAUCUCCCGCGACGGCAGCUAUUUCAUCAAACCGCCCUCAAAGUUCAGGAAAUGCUAGUGUCCUUAGAAGAGAAAAACCAUGUCAUAUCGACUGCGAACGAGGCGCUAUCUAAACAACUAGCUCGGAUCAAUGACGUCUGGCCGCACCUCGAGGGUGAGUUCAGCGACGAAGCUAAAUGGGGCAGCACUACACACUGGGCCUAUCCAGAGAACAGGAUCAAUCGAGCAAACCAAGCUGAGCGAUCGCGCCGAGAUGGGGCAGCUACUAUUACAGCUGCGGCCCAGCAGCUUGCAGAAGAAGCUGCAGCACGAAGUGACGCGAGAAAACAAGCCAUCAUAGCCAAGAAAGGGCUUAAGAAUCAACACCAAGACUCGGAUGUAGAUGACCAUGAGAACAAACAUAAGGGAGAACCGACAAAAAAGGCAUCUAAUAACCACGGCAGUAAGGCUCGAAAAGCCGCAGAAACGGCCGCGCCUGUUGGACUGGGUAUUACUUCAGGCACUGUUGCGAACAUUCCCAACGGCAAUCCUCCAUCUAAGAGACGAAAAGUGGAAGCAAAUAAGCCAGCUAAUGGGGGGCAGCCAAUGGAACGCGCAAUGAGCUCUGUCUUCGGCAAUGGAACGAAGCCCAAAAACUCGAGCCCCAGGGCAACACCUGCACCUGAACCGCCUAAGAAGCGCAAAGCUCUUCCUACUGUAAACGGUACCUCGAAAAAGAGUUUAUUAACUUGGAGAUUCUCCCCUAGCAAAACGACUACCGCAGCCGCCGUGCUUUCUCCUUCCAUCGCAGCAUCUCCAAUCCAACCAAAUUUCGAUCCCAAAGCCGCUUCCCGCGGUUCACCUGCGCCUUCCACAACCUCAGCACGCCCCGCAUCGUCUCGAGCGAGACAAAACUCGAUACAAUCCACUGUAGAAAAUGGUCGGCAGCGACCUACUUCAUCUGCCUCAAACAGGCCAAACGGUGUCACGGCUACAACUCCAGAGCUUACGGUGGCGCAUAACGGCAUUCGUCCCCCAGCUGAUACUAAGCAAAGCAAAGAAACCGUAGCAACUGUGAAGGUCGAGGCUACUAGGGAAGAAGCGGUCCUUACCAUCGCCAGUACUAGUACCGCCACUACAAGUAACAAGGCCAUACCCAAAGGUGACGAUGCGGAACCUAAAGGGGAUCCUACACAAACCCCAUUAACGGUAUCCACACCUGUUGUCACCACCAAGAGUGGACGAGCCAGUAAGCCGUCAACGCCAGCAUUGGGAUCAUUUCCAGACCCUCCACCACGAUCUCGGUCAUCACGAAAUGCGUCGACUACCAACGGGAAGAGGAGCCAUAAGAAAGGCGCAGCCCAGCAACUCGCAGCUCGGCUCGCGAAUGCAGAUGCGAACGGUAGUAUACAAGGCGACGACGACGCUGAUGUUGAUGCUGACGAGCCACUGUACUGUUAUUGCAAUGGUGUCAGUUAUGGUGAGAUGGUCGCAUGCGAUGCCGAUGAUUGUGAACGAGAGUGGUUCCAUCUCGAUUGUGUCGGCCUAAAAGCAGCCCCGCCGUCGAAUAUGAAAUGGUAUUGCGAUAAUUGCAAGGAUCGCAUGAGAGCCGGGAAGAAAGUAAAUGGCAGAUGA